Hipposideros armiger (great roundleaf bat) is the source of this 2754-nucleotide messenger RNA. It is a transcript of the gene MORN3, whose product is annotated as MORN repeat containing 3. The transcript is spliced from 6 exons. The coding region runs from base 158 to 673 and encodes 171 amino acids. The record is from RefSeq and is a predicted model, not a curated record. NCBI's taxonomy places the organism in Eukaryota, Metazoa, Chordata, Mammalia, Chiroptera, Hipposideridae.
GUUCCCUGGAGAAGCAAGGGAGGGGAGAGCUGAGGCUCACUCCAGCACAAAAGGAUCCCCUCCAAGGGCAGCUCACCUGGCCCAGGGACUCAGAACACACAUGACUCACCCCACUUGAGCUGAAACAGCACCCUCUGGCCCCACAGAAGCAGCCAGUAUGCCUAUCUCCAAGUGCCUGAAAAAGUCAGAGCCCCUGUGGAAGGGAUGGGACUGGAAGGCCCAGAAGAACGGACCGAGGCACCAGGUGUAUGCUGUCAACGGCGACUGCUAUGUGGGAGAGUGGAAGGACAACAUGAAACAUGCGACCCUGGCCGCGCCAGGACGCCGGAGCGCGCGCAGCUGGCUGCAAUACAGGCCGGAGGCUGCGACCCCGCUGCUCCCGCCCCGAGACUCCGGAUCCAGGCUCCAUCCCACAGAGAACGGGAACCGCUAUGAGGGCUACUGGCAGCGAGGCUUGAAGAAUGGGUCGGGGCGUUUCUUUCACCUGGACCACGGUCAGCUGUUUGAAGGCUUCUGGGUGGAUGAUGUGGCCAAGUGUGGCACAAUGAUCGAUUUUGGCCGCGAUGAGGCCCCUCAGCCCACCCAGUUCCCCAUUCCUGAGAUCAAACUUCUAGAUCCCGACGGUGUGCUGGAGGAAGCCUUGGCCAUGUUCAAGAAGACACAAGGAGACUGAUGCCAGAGAAAACACGAGAGCUGCAGGAGAAAGUGAAGCCCACGUCAACCAACUGCUCAGACCGGUGCGGCUCCCACUGGAGGAGGGAAUGGUGACUCCAGGCACACCCUUGGCACCCUCAGAGGGCACUCACUCCUCCCAGCACUGGAUCAUUCUUUGCUAAUAGGGGGCCAGUGCUUCUCUCCCCGGCUGGCCUUGCGGACCCUCUUGUUAUGGCCUUCACUCUAGGACCCCAUCCCUGAGUGCAUGAGAGUAAAAAAGAACCUGGUGGCAUUAGCCUGGGGCCUGUGGUGUGAGGCUUGGGAGGGAUUUCAGGCAGAAAAGAGGGAAGACUUUCCUGUGGGCUGCAUGGGUUGAACUUGGGGGAGAGACAGGAGGUAUCUCCAGGUCUCUGAGCUCUGAGCUACCCCAGAGAGGAGAAAGAGCCUGCACCUGGUCACAUUGGUCACCAAAAUUUGGGGUUAAAACCCAACCUGGCUUCUCGGCCUAACACAAGGGCUCUCAACCUUGGAAUCCAGUGGGAGUUUUAAAAGCUACAGACGUCCAGGUCCCACACCCAGUUUCACAUCUGUCUGGGGUGAGGCCGGGGCCUUCAAACUUUCCCCAGAUGAUUCUAAUGUGCAGACUGGGCCAAGAACCCCUGGUUUACUGGAUGUGUGACCCUUAGCAAGUGAUCUCCGUGCCCAUCUAUAAAAUGGGACUUAGGAGAUCUCACAGGGGCAUUUUGAGGAUUUGCGAACAGAUGUAAUCAUAAUGAAUAACAUGUAUUGAGGUUACUUGUGAAGCAGGUAUCUGGGAAGGGCUUUGCAUAAUUCUAAUCUAGACAACAUUCUUGCAAGAUAAGACAGACUCUUAUGUAAGGGGUAGGUACAUGAGCUCUGCAGUCAGACCUGCUGGGUGUGAAUCCAUUGUCAUUUAUUAGCUGUGUGUUCUUGGGUACAUCACCCAACCUCUCUGUUCUCUAGAUUUCCUUCCCCUCUAAGACGAGACAAUAACCGUACUUACCACCCAGGGUUGUUGUGGUUACAGUGAAGAGCAAAUAUGGUGAGGAUCAAAUAAGGCGUGGUUCUAAUCUGAGGAUGAUUUCAUCCCCCUCCCUCCCUGGGGACUUUUGGGAUGUCUGGAAACAUUUUUGGCUGUGCCAGCCAGCAGGGAAGAAUGCUACUGGCACUCAGUGGGUAGGGGUUGGGGAUCUUGCUCAACAUGCUACAAUGCACUCUACAAAAUAAUGAUUUAGCCCACUGUCAAUAGUGUAACCUUGAAAAACCAUGAUGUUUGUCAAGGCCUCACCCAGUGUGUGGCUCAAAAAAUGCUCCUUGACGCUGCUGAGCUUCUCUCUGCCUCGAAAUCGUCAGCAGGGUGGUCUGACUCGAGGCAUGGCUCUCGGUCUGUACUUCUGACACCAGGACGCUGAGCCUGGCUGCCUUGAGAUCCAGAAUUAACCAGAUAACACUCACUCGGUUCCUGUGAUGACAGCUUUAUGUGUGUCCUCCUCUCUCAUAACCCUAUGAGGUAUCCUGCUAUUAUGACUGCCAUUUUAGAGGAGGAAACUGAGGUUCAGGGAGGUUCACAAGUCAUCAAGCUAGAAAGGGACUGUACUUAAACACAGGUCUAUUUGCUUUUUUUUUUUUGAGACUUUAUUAAAUUUAUUGGUCAUGACAAUGGUUAGUAAAAUGACAUGGGUUUCAAAGUCUAUCUGCUCUUAAGGUGCAGAGCAGUGGCAGUGUGUUUGAAGGCUACCAUUUUCUAGAAAAAGUAGGGGCCGUUGUGCUCGUUUAUGUAUAAAAUUUCUCUAGAUAGGACCACAAUAAACGGGCAAACAAUGGUUCUCUGGGGAGAACUGGGAACCUAGGAACAGGGGAGGGCAACUUUUCCCUGUGUAUUUGGAACCAUGUGAAUGUAUUAGCUAUUCAAAAUAUAAAUAAAACUGAAAGAGACUGUUCUCAACUACCAGCAUUUCCCUAACUUGCCUGGGUUUGAGAGUACCUGGAAUGCUUGUUAAAAAUGCAGAAUCCAGACACACCCAGGGGAGGGGCUUGGAUAUCUGCAUUUUACAAGCCAAUCUGGUGAUUCUUCUUUUU